UGGUCUCCAAAGCAAAACCCAUUCAAGGAAUAGAGUUUGUAGGGGGAGACAUGUUUGAAAGUGUUCCAACCGGUGAUGCCAUCCUUAUGAAGGAGAUACUUCAUAAUUGGAGUGAUGCAGAUUGUAUAAAAUUAUUGAAGAAUUGUUGGAAAGCAUUGCCAAACAACGGGAAGAUAAUUGUUGUAGAGCAAGUUAUUCCAGAAACCUCUCAAAAUGCUAAUGAAUUAAAGAAUGCUUUUCUUCUAGAUAUUAUUAUGUUGGCUUUCAGUGUUGGAGGGAAAGAAAGGUCUAAAAAGGAGUAUCAGUUUCUUGCCAAAGCCGGUGGCUUCUCAAGGUUAAAAAUCGUGUGUAAUAUCUAUGGCUUUUCCGUCAUGGAAUUCUAUAAAUAGCUGCAAUUUGUAUCACAUGGCAUAUUAAAGCUCUUACAUAGUUUUCCUGAUAUCUGUUUUUGUAUUUUUUGUUGUUCCAAUAAAAAAAAAAUCAUGAU
Dioscorea cayenensis subsp. rotundata (Guinea yam) is the source of this 487-nucleotide messenger RNA. Its product is annotated as indole glucosinolate O-methyltransferase 1-like. Gene Ontology annotation, biological process: methylation. NCBI's taxonomy places the organism in Eukaryota, Viridiplantae, Streptophyta, Magnoliopsida, Dioscoreales, Dioscoreaceae. The transcript has 3 exons. Gene Ontology annotation, molecular function: O-methyltransferase activity; S-adenosylmethionine-dependent methyltransferase activity. The coding region runs from base 51 to 389 and encodes 112 amino acids. The record is from RefSeq and is a predicted model, not a curated record.